Messenger RNA from Amphibalanus amphitrite, 1215 nucleotides. RefSeq names its product alpha-1-macroglobulin-like. Lineage: Eukaryota; Metazoa; Arthropoda; Thecostraca; Balanomorpha; Balanidae. The coding region runs from base 49 to 855 and encodes 268 amino acids. Gene Ontology annotation, cellular component: extracellular region. The record is from RefSeq and is a predicted model, not a curated record. The transcript has 6 exons.
GUCACGCGUCUCCUUUCAGACGGUGUGCGGCCGGCGGCGGAUCUAGAGAUGACGUCAUACAUCACUCGGUCUCUGAUCGACCUGUCAGGAACGGAGAACUUGCUCACUGCCCAAAAGGCUGUGAAGUGGAUACAAGAGCAGCGGUCCACGCUGUUCUUUAAAUCACCUCAGGCGACAGCGGCAUCUCUCGAGGCACUGGCGGCGUUCGCGCGUCGAACGUACAGCUCACAGGGACGGUCCGAAGUGUCGGUAACAAUCGGCAACUCGCAUCCGUUCUACGUGCCUGUGGACGCCCACAGGAGACUCCUCCACCAGACGUACCGGGUCACGAACGUAGAGUUGCCGACCCGUGUCCACUUCGAGGUCACUGAAGGCUGCGUGACCUUGAAGACAUCACUUCGCUACGCGAGUACCUUGAAGUUUCCGGCGCCGUCGUUCGAGCUGACCGCUGCUGCUACUGAGCGGCCGUCCAACACUCCAGGAAGCACGUUCACAAUCUCCACGUGCCUGGCCGUGAAGCCGUUCCUCAAUCACGUCGACGCCGCCACUGUCAUCGUGAAUUUGCCCUCUGGAUAUGUGGCUGCGAGCGCCAGCCUCCGCGCGCAACGAUAUGAACGCAUAAUCAAAGACUUCAAGCUGCCUGUUGACGCUGUGGAAGUGACCAUGAAGGACAUCACCCAGGAAAACAAGUGCUUUAGCUUCCGUAUCGUUCGCGAAUCAAUUGUCGAAAACCUGAAGCCGGCCAAGGUCCACGUCUUCGAUUUUUAUGAGCCCGGCCAUCAGGCCCAGACGGAGUACACGAUACAGCAGAGCAGCGUGGUUUCUCAGCAGUCGCCAAAUCUCCGAGUCUACUGAGGCCUUGUGAAGAUAAUCUCCCGAUUGAAGAUGAUUGGAUGACACCGACACGCACUCCUUUUGCUCCAUUGGCGUUGUGUAAUUUGUCUGCGAUCUUUUUUUUUGGGGGGGGGGGCAUGCUAUUACAGGCCUUUAUUCAUAGUUUUGAAAGGGAAUAAACAUUUCUGGGGGUUGUAGAUAGUUCAACUCAUAUGUAAACAUGCUAAACAAGAGUCCAAUAGGGUAAGUUUUAGGGACAUGUUUGUUAAUCUUGGAAUUUAGCCAUUCUGGAGCCUCUCUGCGAAUUUUGAAGCAACGCUAUGUUACGUGACUUUUUCGGAUUUAUUGAAUAGGUAUUCUUGAAUACAUGGUUAAUGGAUA